Molecule: messenger RNA, 1973 nt
Organism: Guillardia theta CCMP2712
Lineage: Eukaryota; Cryptophyceae; Pyrenomonadales; Geminigeraceae
Exons: 19
Coding region: 16-1836 (606 amino acids)
Biological process (GO): carbohydrate metabolic process
Molecular function (GO): glycosyltransferase activity
Source: RefSeq, a predicted model, not a curated record
GUGAGGAAUGGUGGAAUGACGGCAAGGUGGCAAGAGGGGGUGCGGCGAUGGGUCAUGCUGGUCGUGGCUGUUGCGGCGAUGCUGGGGGACGGAGGCUGUGCUCGCAAGUCUCAAGACACCCCUCGGAGUUUGCUCUCGUCAGACCCGGUGAUGCCUGUGAAUCGGUCGGGAUUAUCUCAGAUCCCUUGUAACCCUUGGCCUGCUUGCUCCCUCAAGAUCUUCCUUGACUGGGUGGUGGAUGAAGCGGAGACUCUCUCAAGGGCGAAGCGUCUGCGCGAUGACAUCAGUCAGAUCUCCUUCUCCAACUGCUCGAGAAACUCCUGCAGCGCUCAAGAGAGGAUGAAGGAGAUCGACGAGCAAGUGAAGAAGGCUCAAGCCAUGCUCGACAGCUCCGAGGACACAGAGGCCAAGUACAACAAGGUUCAGGACGCCUUCUGGGAGAUGUGGCUGGCGUCGGUGGGUAGGCGAGUGAAGCAAGUGGAGGAUAUCGAUCAAGAGCUGAGAGAGAUCGACGAGCAAGAGUCAGGCGUGUGGCUGAACCAGAUGCAAGACCUCACGCUCGAUGCCUCUCUCCUCGGGGUCUACCAGGAGGGUCAUGAGCUAGAUGCCAGGAGGGAUCGCUCCUCCUCCUCCUCCUCCUCCUCCUCCUCCUCCUCGCCUUUGAUACAAGAGUUGCGCCGGGAGGAGGUUCUCAACAAGUCUUGGGAGCUGCAGAGACUUGGGGAGUCGAGCUCACUUGUAGACAACAUCAGACUUCAUGUCGAACAGAGGUCUGAAUGUUUGCUGCGUGAGCUGCUAGACGUCUGGCUGUCUAUGGAUGCAGUGGAGCACACAAGUUGCCCGCUGAACGGGAAGGGAGAUUGCUACAUGCGAUGCUCGAGAUACUGCAAAAACAGGGAUGAGGUGCUGCUCAAGGAGGUUGCGUCCUCCAAGUCCUCUGACUGGGGAACUGUCUAUUUCCGUCGACUCAACAAGAGCCUGAAGCGGCAGGCCAAGCACUCCCUCGGGCACAAGCUCUGUGUGAUUGUUCCCUUCCGAGACGGUUGCAGUGCGAUGAGUCAGGGCAAGGGACGACUUGAGAACCUGGAGGAGUUCCUCUACCACAUGCCUCUCUUCCUCGACACUGUUGGGGUCCCUGACUUCCGCAUCAUAGUCGCCGAGCAGUCUCAGCGAGGACACUGGAACAAGGGAAUCCUGUUCAAUCGUGGGGUUCAGCAUGCUGAGGAGCUCGGCUGUGACUAUCUUGUCAUGCACGACGUUGAUCAGAUCCCUGUCAGCGACAAGCUGACGCAUGAGUGGCCGAAGGAGCCACUUCAUCUCUGCACCAAUACGGAUCAGAAAGACUUUCGCUUCUACGAAGCCAUGGUUGGCGGCGCUUUCCUUCUAUCAGUGCAGCAUUACAAGGCGUUGAACGGCUACUCCAACAAAUACUUCGGCUGGGGACAGGAGGACGACGACAUGUACGAGCGUGUCAGGUUGGUGUACAAGAAAGUGAAACAUGUGCCAUCAAAACACGGCAAGUAUCAUGCGCUGAAGCAUGGGCGAGUGAAAGGGUUGGAUAUCACGGACCUCUUCCGCAACAACAGCAAAUAUCUCGCGAAGAUGCGACGGGAGGGAAAAAGGCUACACACGAAGGAUGGAUAUAACACGAUCGACCAGGUCUCCAAGGUCGUCCGGGUCGUCACGGGGCCUGUGGCAGCAGCAGAUGUACCAGGAGACAUGAAGGUCAUCCCUGAUGUCAGUUACGACCACCUCCUGGUCGAUGCUCUAGAUGCAGAAGGGCAGCCGUUCCCUCUAUGCUCGACCCUCUUCGACCAACACUCGCAAGUAGGAUGAUGACUAUGACGACGACGAUGGAGGAGAUGGUGGUGAAAGGGGAGAAGGAGGAAGGGGAGAAAGGAGGUGGAGGAGGAGGCUGGAAGGUUGUGCUAGAUUUCAAUCUAUGUCAACAGCGUCCUUAAACUUCUUAGAUG